Nematocida homosporus is the source of this 552-nucleotide messenger RNA. Its product is annotated as adenylate kinase. Lineage: Eukaryota; Fungi; Microsporidia. Gene Ontology annotation, molecular function: ATP hydrolysis activity; ATP binding; AMP kinase activity. Bases 1 to 552 code for a protein of 183 amino acids. The transcript has a single exon. The record is from RefSeq and is a predicted model, not a curated record.
AUGGGACCAAUGACUGUUCGUAUUCUAGUUACUGGCACACCAGCCGUUGGUAAAACAACCUUAUCUGGGUAUUUGGCUCAAAAGUUAGAUUUCAAAAUAAUUAAUCUUAGCGAUCUUAUCGAAAAGAAGCAUCUCUAUAAAAAAAGAUGUUCAACUUAUGAUACGUUAGAGUAUUCGCCACAAAAAGUCAAAAAUUACCUAAAAAGGAAAAUCAAAGACAAAAAUAAUUAUAUCAUCGAUACACAUGAUCCGGAAACAGUAAGUUUUGUUGAUUUUAAUCUUAUAAUAGUGCUGAGUGCUGAUUUAAGUGUCUUAGGGAAUCGGUACGAGGCAAGGGGGUACAACGCGUUAAAGACCGAGGAAAACUUGGAAGUGGAGAUAAUGGAGGUUGUAUACAAUGAGGUUCUGGACCAUAUUUGCUCCUCGCCGGAAGAAGAGAAGAAGAUAGUUCGAGUUUGUACCACUGAUGGGAAGGAGCCCCGAAGUAUUCAGGAUAUCUGUGACGAGAUCUUUCAGACUCCCCAAUGGAAAGCAACCAUAAGCGAAGAUUGA